GGGGAUGGUGAGUCGACUAGACGCUGAACACGGCACGGCGCUGUGCAGCGCGCCGUUGUGCAGGACUGGGGCAAAGAACUUGCGGCGCUCACCAAGAGAGCACAAUGGCGAGAAAGCCUCCACCUCUUGGCUUCGAUGGAAUUGCAGGCCCUGCAGCCUGACAUCAUUAUGCAGAACAGCCUGCUCAGCGCGAGCGUGCGACAUCACUGGCAACUGGCCCUGGUGGAUCUGCGAUCCAAAGGCUACCAGCCAGACCAGGUCACCAUGGGCAUUGUGGUCAAGGCCUCUGAGCGGUGGCAGGCCGCACAGGCCUCCCUGGCGUCCGCGUGCCGCGCCUCCGCCGUGAGCGUGGUGAGCUACGGCGCUGCACUCAGCGCUGCCGAGCGCCAGACUGCCUGGGAGCAGGUUGGCAAGCUCCAUCGUGACCUACAAGUGAAAGGGUUGCAGCUAAAUACAGUGAUCUACAACACCUGGAUUACUUCGAGGAGGGAACAUGACUGGAGGAUCGCUGUCUCCCUCUACAACAGCCUUCAAGAGAUGUUGUUGCAGCCCACUGUGGUGACUUUGUCAGCGAUGAUCACUGGCGUUGCUUUGGCCUGGCAGUUGGCCAUGGAGUUUCUGCGAGAAAUUCGCGAGCAGCAGCUGCAAGGGAAUUUGGUGGCCUACAAUGCUGCCAUCAGCAGCUGUGAAAAGGCCAGUCAAUGGACCUGGGCCCUGCAUUUGCAACAGGAGGCUGCAGCAGAAAGUCUGCAUCCCAAUGUUAUCACAUGCAGCGCAGCGGUGAGUGCAUGCGAGAAAGCCGCCGAGUGGGAGCCAGCGUUGUCUCUGUUGCUGUGCGCCGGCAAGCAGCAGGUGGAAAAAAACCUGGUCACCUACAAUGCCUUCCUGGGAGCCUGUCAGAAUGCCUGGCAGUGGAAGAGAUCCUUGGCCAUUUUGCGAUCGCUCUCUGAUGCUGACGUCAUUUCUCACACCUCAGCUGUUACAAGUCUGGGAGAGACAUCACAGUGGUGCCGAUCUACAGGCUUGUUGGCAGAGCUCAAUACUUGGCGGAUCCAGGCAGACUUCUCCUUGCUCAGUGCCAUCACUUCGGCGAUGGCGCCCAUGGCCCAAGCCUGGCGGGAAGCAGUUGAAAUGCAAGAACUUCUGCCGCUCAUGCACCAAAAGCCGGGUGUCAGCUUUGUGAACUCGCUGCUGCGCGCAUGCCAUGCUGGGAGCGCUUGGCGACAAAGCACUCAAGUGCUGUCAGCGCAGCAUCUCAGCCGACUCGUCCCAGAUGAGUUGGCAUUGCAGUCCGCACUGCUGGGUUCCCUGACCGCGGGCGCCUUCACUGCUGCGCGCAGGAUCUUGGAUGACCUCGCGACGGGGCUUCGAGAAGAAAUGUCCGUGCCAAAAGCCGUCAGCAUGAGAGACUACGUGGAAGAUCUUUUUGGCAGAUGCAAAGGCAGACCGGCAGACCUUUGGCAGACCUUUGGUCCUGUGGUGUUCCAAAGAUUGGAGGAGCCGUUGCCGCUUCGGACAGCUGGGCCUGCCACCCCGGCCAAAGCGGAGCCGGUCAGCAACUGGGUGCAGGGCCUCCAAUUCACCAACCCAAAAAAGGCGCCGGAACCCACGGAGCCCCUGCCAAAGAGAAAGGCGUUCCGAGGCGCGGCGCUUGGAUGCCAAAAAGAGGAGAAUAUCCAGCGGAAAAUUGAAAGCCCAUGGCACUCUGAUGGUCCAUUGUGGCGCAGCAAGAUGCACGUUGGAUCGUCCAUGCUGAUGCACAAGCGACCUCGAAGUGGUUGUCAUUUGAAGGUGUUCAAAGCGCGGCGCCCCAGGACUCAUGACAUUUCCUGA
Messenger RNA from Cladocopium goreaui, 1833 nucleotides. Lineage: Eukaryota; Dinophyceae; Suessiales; Symbiodiniaceae. The record is from the annotation of a GenBank genome assembly.